AUGGAGGGCAGAGGAGCGGUCCCCGGCCGGGCGGCCUAUGAACGCCUCACAGCUGAGGAGAUGGAUGAGCAGAGGAGGCAGAACGUUGCCUACCAGUACCUGUGCCGGCUGGAGGAAGCCAAGCGCUGGAUGGAGGCCUGCCUGAAGGAGGAUCUUCCUUCCCCAGUGGAGCUAGAGGAAAGCCUCCGGAACGGAGUGCUGCUGGCCAAGCUGGGCCACUGUUUUGCGCCCUCCAUUGUUCCCUUGAAGAAGAUCUAUGAUGUGGAGCAGCUACGGUAUCAGGCAACUGGCUUGCAUUUCCGUCACACAGAUAACAUCAACUUUUGGCUGUCUGCAAUAGCCCACAUCGGUCUGCCUUCGACUUUCUUCCCAGAGACCACGGACAUCUAUGACAAAAAGAACAUGCCCCGGGUGGUCUACUGCAUUCAUGCCCUCAGUCUCUUCCUCUUCCGGCUGGGAUUGGCCCCUCAGAUACAUGAUCUAUAUGGGAAAGUGAAAUUCACAGCUGAGGAACUCAGCAACAUGGCUUCUGAACUGGCCAAAUAUGGCCUCCAGCUGCCUGCCUUCAGCAAGAUCGGGGGCAUCCUGGCCAAUGAGCUCUCUAUGGAUGAGGCUGCAGUACAUGCAGCUGUUCUUGCCAUCAAUGAGGCAGUGGAGCGAGGGGUGUUUGAAGACACACUGGCUGCCUUGCAGAAUCCCAAUGCUCUUCUGGGGAAUGUUCGAGAGCCUCUGGCAGCCAUCUACCAGGAGCUGCUGGCUCAGGCCAAGAUGCAGAAGGCUGCCAAUGCGAGGAACCACGAUGACAGAGAAAGCCAGGACAUCUAUGACCAUUACCUAACUCAGGCUGAAAUCCAGGGCAACAUCAACCACGUCAAUGUACACGGGGCUCUAGAAGUUGUUGAUGAUGCCCUGGAGAGACAGAGCCCUGAGGCCUUGCUUGAGGCCCUUCAAGACCCUGCCCUAGGCCUGCAAGGGGUGAGAAGAGACUUUACUGACUGGUACCUGGAGCAACUGAGCUCAGACAGAGAGCAGAAAGCACAGGAGCUGGGCCUGCUGGAGCCUCUGGAAAAGGAGGAGGUCCAGGCUGGUGUGGCUGCAGCCAACAUGAAGGGUGAUCAGGAACAAGCCAUGCUCCAGGCUGUGCGGCGGAUCAACAAAGCCAUCCAGAAGGGAGUGGCAGCUGACACUGUGAAGGAGCUGAUGUGCCCUGAAGCCCAGCUGCCUCCCGUGUACACCUUUGCCUCACAUGUGUACCAGCAGGAGCUGGCAGUGCUCUGGCAGCAGCAGCAGCGGGAGCUUGGCCAGGAGGAGCUCUUCGUGGCUGUGGAGAUGCUGUCAGCCGUGGUCCUGAUUAACCAGGCCCUGGAGACCAGGGAUGCCAGUGGCUUCUGGAGCACUCUGGUGAACCCUGCCACAGGCCUGGCCAACGUGGAAGAAGAAAAUGCUCAGCGUUACUUUGAUGCCCUGGUGAAGCUGCAACAGGUGCAUGGAAUGGACAGGGCCUUCCUGAGCUGGAAUGACCUGCAGGCCACCGUGAGCCAGGUCAACGCCCAGAUCCAGGAAGAGACCAACCAGGUUCUUGCGGUCAGCCUCAUCAAUGAGGCUCUGGAUCAGGACAGCCCUGAGAAGACUCUAUCUGCCCUGCUGCUUCCCGCAGCUGGCCUGAAUGAUGUCAGCCUCCCUGUUGCCCCUCGGUACCAUCUCCUCCUUGUGGCAGCCAAAAGGCAGAAGGCACAGGUGACAGGAGAUCCUGGAGCUGUGCUGUGGUUGGAGGAGAUCCGCCGGGGAGUGAUCAGAGCCAACCAGGACACAAACACAGCUCAGAGAAUGGCUCUUGGUGUGGCCGCCAUCAAUCAGGCCAUCAAGGAGGGCAAGGCAGCCCAGACAGAGCGGGUAUUGAGGAAUCCCGCCGUGGCCCUCCGAGGGGUAGUUCCCGACUGUGCCACCGCCUACCAGCGAGCUCUGGAAGGUGCUGUGGCAAAGAAGCGGCGUCCAGGGGACACAGCUUUCUGGGUUCAACAUGACAUGAAGGAUGGUACCGUCUACUACUUCCAUCUGCAGACCUUCCAGGGAACCUGGGAGCAACCCCCUGGCUGCCGCCUCAACACCUCCCACCUGACUUGGGAUGAGAUCCAGUCAGCCAUUACCAAGGUCACUGCUGCCCAUGACCGCCAGCAACUCUGGAAAGCCAACGUUGGCUUUGUUGUCCAGCUCCAGGCCCGUCUCCGUGGCUUCCUCAUUCGGCAGAAGUUUGCUGAACGUUCCCACUUCCUGAGGACCUGGCUCCCAGCAGUCAUCAAGAUCCAGGCUCACUGGCGGGGUUAUAGACAGCGGAAGAUUUACCUGGAGCGGUUGCAGUAUUUAAAAGCAAACCUGGAUGCCAUAGUCAAGAUUCAGGCCUUGGCCCGGAUGUGGGCAGCUCGGAGGCGAUACCAGAGGCGUCUGCGCUACUUCCAGAAGAAUGUUAACUCUGUUGUGAAGAUCCAGGCAUUUUUCCGAGCCAGGAAAGCCCGGGAUGACUACAGGAUGUUAGUACACACACCCCACCCUCCUCUCAGUGUGGUAUGCAGAUUUGCCCACCUCUUGAAUCAAAGUCAGCAGGACUUCUUGGCUGAAGCAGAGCUACUGAAGCUCCAGGAAGAGGUAGUCAGGAAGAUCCGGUCUAAUCAGCAGCUGGAGCAGGACCUCAACCUCAUGGACAUCAAGAUUGGCCUGCUGGUUAAGAACAGGAUCACCCUGCAGGAGGUGGUCUCCCACUGCAAGAAGCUGACCAAAAAGAAUAAGGAACAGCUGUCGGAUAUGAUGGUUCUGGACAAGCAGAAGGGAUUAAAGUCGCUGAGCAAAGAGAAACGGCAGAAACUAGAGUCAUACCAACACCUCUUCUACCUGCUCCAGACUCAACCCAUCUACCUGGCCAAGCUGAUCUUUCAGAUGCCACAGAACAAAACCACCAAGUUCAUGGAGUCAGUGAUUUUCAGUCUGUACAACUAUGCCUCCAACCGCCGAGAGGCCUACCUCCUGCUCCAGCUGUUCAAGACAGCACUCCAGGAGGAAAUCAAGUUAAAGGUGGAGCAGCCCCAGGACAUGGUCACAGGUAACCCAACAGUGGUGAGGCUGGUGGUGAGAUUCUACCGUAAUGGACGGGGACAGAGUGCCCUGCGGGAGAUCCUGGGCAAGGUUAUCCAGGAUAUGCUGGAGGACAAGGUGCUCAGCAUCCACACAGACCCAGUCUACCUCUACAAGAGCUGGAUCAACCAGACAGAGGCCCAGACAGGGCAGCGCAGCCAUCUCCCGUAUGAUGUCACCCCAGAGCAGGCCUUGAGCCACCCCGAGGUCCAAAGACGACUGGACAUCUCCCUGCGCAACCUCCUCGCCAUAACUGAUAAGUUCCUUGUAGCCAUCAUCUCAUCUGUGGACCAAAUUCCAUAUGGGAUGCGAUAUGUGGCCAAAGUCCUGAAGACAGCUCUGGCAGAGAAGUUCCCCAAUGCCAUGGAGAGCGAGGUCUAUAAGGUUGUAGGGAACCUCCUGUACUACCGCUUCCUGAACCCAGCUGUGGUGGCACCUGACGCCUUCGACAUUGUGGCCAUGACAGCGGGCGGUGCCCUGGCCACCCCACAGCGUCACGCCCUUGGGGCUGUGGCUCAGCUCCUGCAGCACGCAGCAGCUGGCAAGGCAUUCUCUGGGGAGAACCAGCACCUACAGGUCCUGAAUGACUAUCUGGAGGAGACACACCUCAAGUUCAGGAAGUUCAUCUGCAGAGUGUGCCAGGUGCCAGAGCCAGAGGAGCGUUUUGCAAUGGAUGAGUACUCAGACAUGGUGGCCGUAGCCAAACCCAUGGUGUAUAUCACUGUGGGGGAGCUGGUCAACACACACAAGCUGUUGUUGGAGCACCAGGACUGGAUCGCCCCCAAUCACCAUGACCCCCUGCACGAGCUCCUGGAGGAACUAGGGGAGCUGCCUACCAUCCCUGACCUCAUUGGAGAGAACAUAGCUGCAGAUGGGCACAUGGAUCUGAGCAAACUAGAAGUGUCCCUGACACUCACCAACAAGUUUGAAGGGCUAGAAGCAGACGCUGAUGAUGCCAGUGCCCGGAGCCUGCUUCUGAGCACCAAGCAGAUGCUGGCCGAUAUCAUUCAGUUCCAUCCUGGAGACUCCCUAAAGGAGAUCCUGUCCCUCUCAGCUUCCAGAGAGCAGGAAGUGGCCCACAAGCGGCUGAUGUGCCGACGCCAGGCCUAUGAGGCCCAGAACCCAGAGCCACUGCGACGACACCACUCACUGACAGCUCACUCCCUCCUGCCACUGGCAGAGAAGCAACGGCGUGUCCUGAGGAAUCUGCGCCAACUUGAGGGCCUGGGGUUGGUCAGUGCCAGCAACAGCUACCAGGGGCUAGUGGACGAGCUGGCUAAGGACAUCCGCAACCAGCGCAGGCACCGACAGCGGCGGAAGGUGGAGCUGGUCAAGCUUCAGGCCACAUUCCAAGGCCUGAGUGCUAAAACCACCUUCUAUGAGGAGCAGGGAGACUACUACGGGCAGUACAUCCGGGCCUGCCUGGACCACCUGGCCCCCAGCUCCAAGAGUUCUGCAAAGGGGAAGAAGCAGCCAUCUCUUCAUUACACUGCUGCCCAGCUCCUGGAGAAGGGUGUCCUGGUGGAAAUUGAAGAUCUUCCCACCUCUCACUUCAGAAACGUCAUCUUUGACAUCACCCCUGGAGAUGAGGCAGGAAAGUAUGAAGUAAAUGCCAAGUUCCUGGGUGUGGACAUGGAGCGAUUUCAGCUUCAUUAUCAGGACCUCCUGCAGCUCCAGUAUGAGGGUGUGGCUGUCAUGAAGCUCUUCAAUAAGGCCAAGGUCAACGUCAACCUUCUCAUCUUCCUCCUCAACAAGAAGUUCUUGUGGAAGUGACAGAGGCAGUGGAUGCUGCCCAAGUCGCUCUUACCUUGCUGGAUACUCUUUAACACUAACUACUCCGCUUCCCUGCAGAUACCCAGAGCUCAGGGCUGGGCAAAGCUCAAGGAUUCUCAUCCCUUCCCCAGCUGGAGGAGUUUGCCUACCUGGCCACAGGCAGUAUCUCUUCUAAUUGGCUAAAGUGGGCCUUGCCCUGAAAUCUGGUUGUGUGGCUUUUACCACAUAUGAUAAACCCCAUGGUUUUCCAGCCAGAUGGUGGGGCACAAACCUAGGGCCUGCACCUUGGCCUGGGAAGGCUAUUGCUCUGUGUCUGUUACUGCCUUCCCGUUGUCACCCCAAUAUUACAAGUACUGCCCCAGCAGCCUGCUUUCUCCUCUAUCUUCACUCUGUACACCUCCAAAGCCAGGGCCAGGCUCCCUAUCCCUACCUCCCACUUCAUCAGCAGUGAGUUUCCUGCCCUGCCAAGCCCAGGCCAUUCUGCUACUGUGACGUCACCACACCCUCCAACCUCUCACUUACACACCCAGGCAAGGGGUGGGGGGUUCAGUGUUUAAUACCCAUGUCACAUUGUGGCACAGUUGUCUUCCAUGGCAGCAUAGGCAAGAUGACCUUCCAUUAACCUCCCAUCUCCUUCCCUAGUAAUGGUCUGUUUUAUAUAUUGGUCACUAAGGUAUUUAUUCUCUCUCCCACCCUUAUACUCCAGAUCACUAUACAGCCUUAAUCAUGGUUUUAAUUCUUUCAUCUUUUUUACCUCAGAGAAAGAGUUUUCAUUUCCCCUAUUCAGAUUAAUAUUCAUGCCAAUCUUUUGUACCUUGUGUUUCAAGUCAGCUUGAAGGGCUGGCUGGUUAGCUUAGCCAGUUAGAGCAUGGUGUUAUAAAGUCAGCAUGGGUCAGGGCAAUAGGGUUCUCACUCAUGUUUAAGAUCUCAUUAUUUCAGCUUCAUAAGAUACAAAGAGCGGUCUUUCCCUUUUCUCUUUCACCUUUGGGACUCUCAUGCCUUAGAGCUGUCUCUUUCAGGCAAUUGCUAUAGAUCUGCAGUCCUGCCUCUGCCACUGUCUCUCUCUUGUUCCCACAUCUACCCAACUUCCUGUCCU
This is a messenger RNA of Galeopterus variegatus (Sunda flying lemur), 5995 nucleotides long. It is a transcript of the gene IQGAP3, whose product is annotated as IQ motif containing GTPase activating protein 3. Lineage: Eukaryota; Metazoa; Chordata; Mammalia; Dermoptera; Cynocephalidae. Gene Ontology annotation, molecular function: GTPase activator activity; calmodulin binding; actin filament binding. Gene Ontology annotation, cellular component: cytoplasm. Bases 1 to 4899 code for a protein of 1632 amino acids. Gene Ontology annotation, biological process: regulation of GTPase activity; regulation of actin cytoskeleton organization. The transcript is spliced from 38 exons. The record is from RefSeq and is a predicted model, not a curated record.